AUGAAAGAAGCUGGUAUAAAAGCAAAAUCUAGCAAAUGCAAAUUUUUUGAAGAGUCAGUAACUUACUUGGGACAUACAAUCGACCGAAUUGGAAUACAUCCUACCGAAGAAAAAAUAAAAGCCAUACGAGAGGCACGGUCACCUACUAAUGUCAAGGAACUCCGAUCAUUUUUAGGUUCUAUUAACUACUAUGAACGAUUUAUUCCGGGACUUCAUGCCAUUUGUAGUGAUCUCCAUAAGCUGACUGGAACUAAAUCUAAAUGGAAAUGGUCUGAACAAGAAGAGGUGACGUUUAAAAGAGUAAAGGAAAUUCUAUCAAGUAAAGACACAGUAGUACCAUAUGAAGAAAUGAGACCAUUAAUAAUGGUCUGUGAUGCAUCAGAAAAUGGAUUGGGAAGUGUACUAAUGCACAGAUUCGAAAAUGGACUAGAAAGACCAAUUGCUUUUGCAAGUCGCACUCUACUGCCUGCUGAGAAACAAUAUUCAAAUAUCGACAGAGAAGCACUAGCUAUUAUCUUUGGACUCAGGAAAUUCCAUCAAUAUGUAUAUGGUCGGAAGUUCACUUUGGUAACUGACCACAAACCUCUACAACGGAUAUUUGGAAAAAUGCGAGAUCUCCCAAAAGUUGUAAAUAGCCGUUUAGUGAGGUGGGCUCUUCAGUUGAAUCAAUACAACUAUGACAUAGAGUACAGAAAAGGAGAAGAUAACGUGUGUGCUGACGUUCUAUCAAGACUUCCGAUUGAAGAAGAUCAACCUGAGGAGGCUCACAUUGGUUUUUUGAAUGUUGAUAAGGUUAACACUAUCAUGUCUUAUGACCUAUUAAAACAAAAUUCAUUGACAGAUAAAGCUAUUAGAAUGGCAAAAAACUUUACAUUGAGGAAUACAUGGCCCUCUGUUGUUCCUGAAAUGUUAAAGUCGUACAAACAGAGAAAAGAUGAAUUGAAUGUUGAAGAUGAUAUAUUAUUGUGGUUUGGAAGAAUCGUAGUUCCAGAAUGCAUGAGAACUGAUGUUCUGAAGAUAUUGCAUGCAGGACAUCCUGGUAUUGCAUCAAUGAGGUCUGUUGCGCGACACUAUGUGUGGUGGCCCAACAUGGAUAAAGAUAUCGAAGUUUAUAUCAAGAAGUGUACAUCUUGUCAAGAGAAUAGAGAUAAUGUGGAAGAAGUACCAUUAUAUCCUUGGAAUGUACCUGAUAGAGUUUGGGAAAGGGUACACAUUGAUCUAGCAGGGCCAGUCAACGGAUCUAUGUGGUUGGUAGGUAUUGAUGCGUUGUCUAAGUGGGCAGAAGUGAACUGUCUUAAGACAACAAACUCUUAUACAAUCAUUCAACGAUUAAGAUCUUGGUUUAGUCGAUAUGGAUUACCAAGUGAAAUCGUGACAGACAACGGACCUCAAUUUGUGUCAAAGGAAAUUGAAACAUUCUUCCAGAAAAAUUCUAUCAACCACAUAAAAACAACUCCAUACCAUCCUAAAAGUAAUGGACUUGUUGAAAGACUAAUUCGUACAUUGAAAAGACGGUACUACACAACAAAGCAGGAGGUCGGAGAUGGAAUGCUAGCUCUUCAAAAUGUUCUUUUUAGCUACAGAAACUCGCCUCAGAAAACAACCGGUAGGGCUCCGGCAGAAUUGUUUCUCGGUCGUAGACUACCAACAAUUUUUGACAAUAUGAAACCUAAUCUUAGGAAAAAGAUGGAAAUGAAGCUUUGGAAAGAACAAGGGAGAGACAACAGGAAAGUUCGAACUUUUGAAGAAGGAGAAGAUGUGUGGAUUAAGAAUAAACAUGGAAAUGGUUGGUCAGCUGGAAUGGUGAAAAAUAGAAAUGGAUUGUAUUCAUAUGAUGUACUUUGUGGAGGUGUUAUAAAAAGAAAGCAUGCCAACCAGAUGAGACAAAGAAUGGGAGCUGUAGAAUCUGCGUAA
Molecule: messenger RNA, 1914 nt
Organism: Macrosteles quadrilineatus (aster leafhopper)
Lineage: Eukaryota; Metazoa; Arthropoda; Insecta; Hemiptera; Cicadellidae
Exons: 1
Coding region: 1-1914 (637 amino acids)
Biological process (GO): DNA integration
Molecular function (GO): nucleic acid binding
Source: RefSeq, a predicted model, not a curated record